AUGAUCGUGGUGAGACGCAACGGAAAUGUCUCAAAGCUCAAGGAAAUUAGAGCCCACGCAAAUACUCAUCACCAACCAUCACCCAACACGGCACCAAUAUCCCACUUUGCCCUCGCAGCUCUCGCUGCCACAUCUGUGCUAGCAGCACCUCUUCCAACACCAUCCGACACUGCCGACAUACUCCAACCUCGCGGCUUUAUCGACGACCUUCUCCAAGAACUGAACCCGUUUGGCAAGUACGUGGACGGCAAAACCAAAGUCAAGACCAAGGAUAUGUUGGAGAAUGCUCUUGAGGUUGAGAAGCAAUUGAGAGGACAUGACAAGGUAGAUGAGAGCGAGGUCAAAAAGAGUAUGAUUGGCUUUCCUGCUCACUGA
Aureobasidium musti is the source of this 375-nucleotide messenger RNA. The record is from the annotation of a GenBank genome assembly. NCBI's taxonomy places the organism in Eukaryota, Fungi, Ascomycota, Dothideomycetes, Dothideales, Saccotheciaceae.